Messenger RNA from Yamadazyma tenuis ATCC 10573, 2030 nucleotides. Lineage: Eukaryota; Fungi; Ascomycota; Pichiomycetes; Serinales; Debaryomycetaceae. The record is from RefSeq and is a predicted model, not a curated record.
CAAAAAAAUUUUGUGUUUGGAGGAAUAUAUUCUGGUCGAAACUACGAAUAUCGCUCCUUUUAAAAACUUCCCAGUCAUAAACACUGCCAUUGAAUCCUUAUUAUUGCAAUAACCCAAACUCGUCUGCCCCCCUCACGUGUCUACUGGUUUUUAGCAUUACUCACUCGUUCAUCCGUUCACUUGCCCAAAUCUUUUCAUACUCCUUAAGGUACUUGAUAAGUUUUUAUUUGCGAUAGAAGGAACGUGCAAAUCAGCUCCGUAUACCCUACAGUUCCAGAAAUACCUGACCAUCCCCAGUUUUCAACUAGCUGAUUCUAAUUCAGCUAUCCAUCUUAAAUUUCGAACGUGUUUUGAUUCGCUUCGCCUAACAAACCUGAGAAAUCUGUCACUCAAUUACGUAUAUUAAGUGUCGACAUGGUCCAAAUAAUGAAUGAUGAGAAUGGCUAUAAAGUAAUAAGAGGGAAAGAUGAAGUGCAAACUUCUAGUUCAAGCGAAUCCCUUUUGUUACAACCUGCUGCCCAAUCACAAUCACAUUCACAAAUACAACAACAAACUCAGAAUGACGCCAAUGACCUUAAAUUGAAUGAUGCACACGAAGAACGUACAAACGGGGCGAAUAAAAGAAAGUUGCAAGAGAGAAUAUAUCUUGGUGAUAUUUCUAGUCAAUAUGGAGCCGGAUCCAAAACUGGACAACCUCAAACGUCUCUUGAUUUACAAACCAAAAGAAAACCUUUAGGUGGGAAAUCUUUACCGUUGCAACAGAGAAAGAACAACGUAAUAACCAGUGACUUGGCUAUUCCUUCCAGGUUGCCACAAAAGAGGCAAGCCACGGAAUCUUCCACUAAUCUCGUGGAAAAGUUGAACGUCAAUGAUUACAAAAAAUCUAAAGUCGUCGAUUAUGAAUGGGACGAUUUGGAUGAAGAAGAUAUGGACGAUCCUUUAAUGGUAAGUGAAUAUGUGAAUGAAAUCUAUCCAUAUUUACACGAGCUCGAAUGCAAGACAUUACCUGACCCCCAAUACAUUUUCAAACAAAGACACCUCAAGCCAAAAAUGAGAUCAAUUUUGGUAGAUUGGUUAGUGGAGAUGCAUUCAAGAUUCAGGCUAUUGCCAGAAACUUUUUACCUAGCGAUCAACAUAAUGGAUAGAUUCAUGUCAUUGGAAAUUGUUCAGAUUGAUAAAUUGCAAUUGUUAGCAACUGGUUCAUUGUUCAUUGCUGCUAAAUAUGAAGAAGUCUUCAGUCCUUCCGUCAAGAACUAUUCUUAUUUCACUGAUGGUUCAUUUGCAGAAGAGGAAAUCUUACAAGCGGAAAAGUAUAUUUUGACUAUACUUGAAUUCGAAUUGAAUUACCCCAAUCCCAUGAAUUUUUUGAGAAGAAUAUCUAAGGCAGAUGAUUAUGAUGUUCAAACAAGAACUUUGGGUAAAUACCUUCUUGAGGUUACCGUUGUUGACUACAAAUUUAUUGGUAUGUUGCCAUCUUUAUGUGCAGCUAGUGCCAUGUACAUUGGUAGAUCAAUCAUGGGUAAAUUUCCUCUUUGGAAUGGAAAUUUGAUCCACUAUUCUGGAGGGUAUAAGGUAGAAGAUAUGAAGGAUUGUAUCAAUAUGAUUAUCCAAUACCUAAUAUCACCUGUGGAGCAUGACGAAUUUUUUAAGAAGUAUUCAACUAAAAAAUUUAUGAAAGCAAGCAUAUUAUGCAGAAGUUGGGCCAAAAAGAUAAUAGCUGAGAAGAAGGAUAUCUUUGAAAAUGCUAAUGAGUAAUUAUGACCUGAGCUGUCGAUUAAAUUGUUCCACAACCCUGCAUAAGCUCCUGUUCCUAUUACUACCAUCUAAUUUUUAUUUUGUCCAAAUGAUUAAAUCAUCCAUCGUUACUGCAUCGGACAUAACUUCACAAAACCUCAAACCUGAUCCUUUUAGUUCUUUUUAAUGGUAGAGAAUUUUUUACUUGUAGACACUAGUGGACUAUCUUCUUUCAAGUAUAGUUCUUUUUUUGCAUUGAUCGUCGUCAUUAUAUAACAAUAUAAAUAAUACCUGGA